CGUUAUCCUGCUCUUCGUUCUCGUUGUAUCACCCCGUUUUGAUGCCUGAUAGUCGCCAACUGUAUCCGCAAAGUACAGUAAGAAUGCCCCCACCAAACGUCUGGACCAGCGGCGGGCCUGCGUUGCCUGAGUCCGAACCAAUACUAUGACGAGAGGUUCCCAUCCAUGUGCGUUUGGUUUGGGAUUCGUAAAAGAAAGUGGCAUCGUUAAAUUCGACUCGGUCAUUCAUCAUUCGAUUCCUUUCUUUUCCAUGUUCUUUCUCCUUCCUCCCGGCCAACAUGGAAAUGCUGAUCCGACAGCUAUAAACAUGCCACUCUCAGGACAACUGAUUGUUUCCAUGUCGCCGCGCUGUUAACACCUUUCACUGUCCUGUAUCUUCUAGUCACCGGAAACGCACUCCGCCUGCAGGCUUGCAUGCUAAACGUCCCCAUCGUUCUUUCUGGUUCAUGAUAUGAAUCGUUUUGACGAAACUCGCACAAUUUUUCCAGGGCAUUUCAACACUCACUAGAACGGCCUCGACAGCUAUUUCCACACCUGGACCCUGCUGUGUCACCCUCUAUCGUGCUUCAUCUUAGUCCCGACCUACCCCGCCAACACCCAGCGAGCAGCAGGUGUCUGGUCGACGCUAGCUCCACUCGUUCGGCGGCCAACAACAAAUUCAACAAGAUCUUAUCGCACAUCAGCCGUCCACCCGACAUCAACCACCACCGUGAUCUGUCUCAGCCAAGCAGCAUGGUUGCUCGCUCUGAGAGUGACGAACAACAAGGGAAUUCUCCUGCUGCGGAAAUCAUGCCUCCAGAAGAGCCGGGCAUCUCGGAGCCAGCGGAGGUUUCGCGACCAACUACCUCGUAUUUCUCGCUGCCUCACAAACAGAACACGGGAGAGGCGACCUCGGAACAGAAAUCACCUAUCGAGGCAGCGAGAAGUGCCGGCUCAGGGAAGGAGCUUCUCCGCCGACUCAGCCUUGUCAAUCCUGAAGGUCCUGACACCUUCGACGUCGAUCCUCGUACCGCUCAUCCUGCUCUGCGGCUGAGCGGGAACAUCAUCAGCGCGACCUUUUGCAUACCUUACCAACUUACCCACGGCGGUCAAGGUGAAUGGGGUCUGUCCACUCGGCAUGGUACAUCUGCUUUGUUCGAUUCGUUUGCUUAUUUGUCUUCUGACAAAUCACCGUGGAAGCAUACCUUGGUUGGCUGGACCGGGGAGAUUCAGAACAAACCACAGCAACAUGCAAUGAGUAUAUUGCAGUCCGAGGGUGCUUCUGCGACCACAAACGUGAAUACUCACUCCCCAAAUCCAAUAAACAAAUCCGCGGCGCCCUAUCCGGUCAAUGGCGCAAUUCCGCACCAGCACGAAUCCCACCCAGAGCAUCUUUCCCUGACUCGUGCGGACAGAAAUAGCCUAGAAAAGGUCCUCGCUAAUCAUCCCAACGGAUGCACGUUGCCGGUCUGGCUCCCGGAUUCUCGAGGGGAUGGAGAUGAUGAAUUUGUAUUCAAAGAUCAAAGUAGGUGGCGGAGAUAUGCAGAACACGAACUAUAUACGCUCUUCCACUACCGCCAGCAUGGGCCGGAUGAUGGGCGAGCGGAGAAGGCCUCUUGGAAUGACUACCUCCAAAUGAAUCAAGCCUUUGCCGACAGGAUUCUACAAAUUUACCAGCCGGGCGAUAUUGUUUGGAUCCACGACUACCACCUAAUGAUGUUGCCCAACAUGCUACGACAACGGAUCCCGAAUAUCUACAUCGGCUUCUUCCUGCAUAUUCCAUUUCCCAGCAGCGAAUAUAUGCGUUGCCUACCGCGCAGAAAAGAGGUCUUGACAGGAGCUCUGGGAGCCACCAUGAUCGGCUUCCAAUCCUACAGUUUUUCGCGGCAUUUCAAUUCGUGUUGCAAACGCAUCCUGGGAUUUGAGUCGAGCUCUGCUGGAGUAGACGCCUAUGGUGCACACGUUGCAGUGGAUGUUUUCCCCAUCGGCAUUGAUGUGGCCUCCGUGCAAGCAGCGGCGUUCAAGGAUCCGGUGAUCGAGCAGAACAUGAAAGCAUUGAAGCAAAUGUAUGCAGGAAAGAAGAUCAUUGUCGGUCGCGAUAGACUCGAUACCGUCAGAGGAGUGUCACAAAAACUGAUGGCAUUUGAGAUCUUCUUGGAGAGGUACCCAGAGUGGCGCGACAAAGUUGUACUCAUUCAAGUGACCAGUCCCACUAGUGUGAUGGAGGAUAAGGUUGACGGCGCUCACAAGUUCGAGCUCAAAAUAUCGAAUCUUGUUUCCAGAAUCAAUGGCAAGUUUGGUUCGCUAAGCCAUUCUCCCGUCCAACACUAUCCACAGUAUCUCUCCUCUCAAGAGUACUUCGCCCUACUUCGAAUUGCCGACGUUGGACUUAUCACAAGCGUCAGAGAUGGCAUGAAUACAACCAGUCUUGAAUAUGUCAUUUGCCAGAAAAAUCAUUUUGGACCUCUCAUAUUGUCCGAAUUUUCUGGUACGGCCGCCAGCCUGGGCACUGCUAUUCACAUUAAUCCCUGGGAUCUGGGAAGGGUGGCGGAUGCCCUCCAGGAGGCGCUUGAAAUGCCCGAAGCUCAGAAGAGACAUGACCACGAGAAACUAUACAACUAUGUCACGACGCAUACCGUGUCAACAUGGACGAAGAACUUCCUGACCCGAUUGCUCAUCAAUCUCACCUCCUUUACACAAAGCGACCUCACACCUGCCUUGGACCGCAAUCGUAUGAUUUCACAGUAUCGCGCUGCCAGCAAGCGACUGUUUAUGUUCGACUACGACGGAACAUUGACACCAAUUGUCAAGGACCCCAAUGCCGCAAUCCCUGCGGACAAGGUCUUACGGACUUUAAAGGCACUUGCUGCAGAUCCUCGAAAUAAUGUCUGGAUCAUUUCAGGCCGCGAUGCAUCGUUCCUAGAGGAGUCGAUGGGUCACAUCAGUGAGCUUGGCCUGAGUGCUGAACACGGUUGUUUUUUGCGACGUCCUGGCUCCGAGACCUGGGAGAACCUUGCCUCCUCCAUGGACAUGGGAUGGCAGAAGGAGGUUAUGGAGAUCUUCAGGUACUACACCGAGCGCACUCAGGGGUCGUGGAUCGAGAAAAAGCGGGUGGCUUUGACCUGGCAUUACAGACAAGCCGACCCAGACUUUGGGGCUUUUCAAGCUCGAGAAUGCCGCAAAGCACUCGAGGAUAAUGUAAUGAAGAACUGGGAGGUUGAAGUCAUGUCCGGCAAAGCAAACUUGGAGGUGCGUCCCCAAUUCGUAAACAAGGGCUUCAUCGCAUCCCGCUUGAUCAACGAAUACGGUUAUGGCAGCGGCGAUCCACCAGAAUUUGUCCUUUGCUUGGGAGAUGAUCAGACAGAUGAAGAUAUGUUCCGAGCCCUGCUGAAGACCGAAUUGCCAAAAGACCAUGUCUUUGCCUGUACCGUUGGCGCUAGUAGCAAAAGAACUCUUGCAUCAUGGCAUUUGCUAGAACCAAGUGAUGUUAUCGCCAGUAUUGCUGCCCUCAACAAACAGGAGAACCUAUGAGAGAAGGGACACAGCAUGACCAGCGAAGAAGCUAAUGACACAUCUCCCCUUGACAAUGAUUUUCGACGCACUGUUGAGGAAAGAGAGUUUUUGGAUUGGUUUUGAUUUUGAUUUUGAAAAAUAGACAACGAGCAGCAAAGGUGCUCGAGAAGGUAUUGAGGCUGGCUUUAUUGUUAAAGCUGACAUUGGUUGAGCCCUCGAAUGUGUACAGGAUUGGGGCUCAGUGUCACGAUGAAGUAUUGAAACACUUGUUUUGACGAAAAUCAUUGAUGCAUGCACGACAGGAUAGAAUGUGCGGAGCGAGAUAAAAAUAAGACAUCUUAAUAUAUGUUUCGAAAACAACAUUUGACUUGAUCUUGAACAGCACCCUCUCUUUGUGUGUUUGUGGUCACGGUCGACCCGGAUACAUUUUGACCAACACACUUUUGUCCGUGUCUAGAUGGCCGC
This is a messenger RNA of Exophiala oligosperma, 3957 nucleotides long. Its product is annotated as trehalose-phosphatase. Gene Ontology annotation, biological process: cellular response to heat; trehalose biosynthetic process; fungal-type cell wall organization. Gene Ontology annotation, molecular function: catalytic activity. Lineage: Eukaryota; Fungi; Ascomycota; Eurotiomycetes; Chaetothyriales; Herpotrichiellaceae. Gene Ontology annotation, cellular component: cytosol; alpha,alpha-trehalose-phosphate synthase complex (UDP-forming). The transcript has 2 exons. The record is from RefSeq and is a predicted model, not a curated record. Bases 733 to 3510 code for a protein of 925 amino acids.